UUUUCUCUCUGUCAGAGUUCAACUUCAGGCCGUGUGCGAGUGGUGGAUAAUGUGUUGAUGAUUGAUGAGGUGGUGCCCUCUGAUGGUGGAUUGUAUUCCUGCAUGGCCACCAGUUCUUCUGGAAAUGCAUCAAGAGAUGUCGCCAUAUACACUCAGCCCGGUCCACCUCUCUACCUGUCAGUCUCUGCGGGUCCAGCUUCAGUCCACUUCUCACUGAAAACCACACCUGUGAGUGGAGGAACACCCAUCACAAGUUUUGUCCUGCAGUGGAAAGAAAAACCCACAGAGCAGUGGAAGGAGAACACCGUCCCGGCUACAGAUCCUCUUGUUAUCAACCUCAAGCCGUACACUUCGUACACAGUACGCCUCUCUGCACUGAAUGCAGUGGGACGUGGAAAGUUCUCUGAGACACACAACGUCCACACACAGGGAAUACAAGGUGAACCUGACAGUCCAGUUCUAUCCUCUGAUGAGAUGAAAAUAGAGGGCAACACCUUCUCUGUCCCUCUUAAAUACACGGUAGAUGGUGGCAGCCCUGUGUUGCAGUUUAAUGUUCGAUACAGACAGGAUAAAGAAGAGGCUGAGUGGAAGGAACUGCAGAUGCCACCUGAUGCUGACUCUGUUUCCCUCAAAGACUUGGCUUUUGGUUCAAACUAUCAGCUGGAAGUCUCAGCAGUUAAUGCCAACGGUUCCUCCAUACCUGCAACAUUCAACUUCACCAUCGCAGAACAGUCUGCCAAGAGCGGCAUGACCAAAGGCGCUGUGGUUGGCAUCGUAAUGAUCAUCUUCCUGGUGGUAUUCAUUGCUGUCGAUGCCACCUGCUGCUACAGAAACCACUGCGGCCUGCUCAUGUGCAUUGCAGUGAAGCUCUUUGGGCAGAAAGUUCCAGUAAUCAAAAAGCUGGAAGAAGGAGGUGAAAAGGGAGAAGUAAAGCUGAAGGGCAUGUCCACUCUGAAAAGCAGUAUGCAACAGGUGGGGGUCCCACUCAAGGAAGGGAAAUGUGACAAGGCCCCACUCACCAAGAAUGAGAAAACCCAACCUGAUAGAGACCUGCCCAGCAUUAAUGCAUGAGACAAGAAAACAAAGACGGGAAGAUUUCAUGUACUUUACAAACAACAAAAGAAGAAGUGAAGUAAUGAUAGGUGCCAUGGGAAAGGGCAAACAUUUUAACACUCCGUAGGGGACUGGCUGACUUUGGCCUGACCCAAACCUCUGAACGGUUUCAGUCAGAGGACAGCGAUUCUUUGUGCAGCCUCUCGUGACAGCACCGUCCUCUCCUCAAGCUUCUAGCUGACCUGGUUGAUACAUGACUGCAGACAUGAGAUUAGCAGAAUUUGUUUUUGUUACUAUGUCUGCUUUUACAGGGUAAUCCUCAUGUCUGUGGUUUACAGGCUAAAACCAUUGUUGUUACUUUCUAACUUUACACUUGAUUUAUGAAAAAAAAAAUCAUAAAGACACAACAAAGGUUUGCCUUUCACAUUUGAAUGUUACACAGGCGUGAGGACCUAGUUCAUUUUGGUUUUUGUUGCUAACUUUUUAUUAUUACUGCACUGUGGCAGCUCUACUAACUUAUGUCUAUGACAAAAUAUCUUAUUAAUGUAACACCAAAUAUGACAACUUUACCAUGUGGACUAUUUAAAGGGCAAUAUAUACUAAAGCUACACAUAACCAACCUUAAUUUAAAGUAUGCUCAUUUGUAUUGGUAUUUAUUGGGUUUAAAAGCCGUACCGUGACUAAAUGAGAAAUGUUGCAAAAAUGAAAAACAUAAUUGGACUUUUGAGCCAGUUUUGUUCUCAAGCACUUUUUUAGGAAAAGUUUUGAAGCUCUGCUAGUAUCACUGACCACUUAGGGGACCUUAAAAUGAGAUCCCUCUUUAAAGUACCUGUAAUAAUAGCCGACAUGUAUGAUAUGGUUGCUAGACACAAAACUGAUUGAUGUAACUCAUUUUUGUAUUUAUGACCAAAUUAAUGAUUACAGGACGCAAGCUGUUCAA
Molecule: messenger RNA, 1993 nt
Organism: Neolamprologus brichardi
Lineage: Eukaryota; Metazoa; Chordata; Actinopteri; Cichliformes; Cichlidae
Source: RefSeq, a predicted model, not a curated record